AUGGAAAAAUCAAUAGGGAUGUCUAUGUUUAACUCGAGUGGUUCCGCUCCUUCAAGUCUCUUCACAUCCACUCCAUCUGUUGAAUUCAAGUAUAAAAUAAUUGAGGGGGAACCACCUACUUUAGGUAGUUCUAGGCUCUUUGAAGACGAUGUUUUUGAAGAAACAUUCACCUUUGAUUACCCACCUCGUCCAAGAGGACAAUAUGAGAUGGCUUUCACCCCUCAAAUUCUUAAGGAAAGUGAUAUAGAUUCUAGAGUAGUGACUCAUUCAGCAACCAAGAAUGAAUGUCUAAGAGCAAGCUUUCUAUCCAUAAUAGAGCCCAAAGGAAUCAAAGAUGCUCUACAAGAUGCAGAUUGGGUAAAAGCAAUGCAAGAAGAUUUAGCUGAAUUUGAAUGCAACAACGUGUGGGACUUAGUGCCAACACCAGAAGGAGUAUCAAUUGUUGGUUCAAGAUGGGUCUAUAGAAACAACAGUGAUGAAGAUGGAGUUAUCAUCAAGAACAAAGCCAGAUUGGUUGUCAAAGGCUACUCGCAACAAGAAGGCAUAGACUAUGAUGAAACCUUUACACCUGUUGCAAGAAUAAAAGCCAUUAGGAUUUUCUUGGCAUUUGCUGCACACAAGAACUUUAAGGAUAAUGCAAGUUGUUAUCACAAUUAUGCAAAUGAAGAUGGUUAG
This is a messenger RNA of Lactuca sativa (garden lettuce), 675 nucleotides long. Lineage: Eukaryota; Viridiplantae; Streptophyta; Magnoliopsida; Asterales; Asteraceae. The record is from RefSeq and is a predicted model, not a curated record.